UUUACAGUCUCAGACAGUCAUUGGCAGUCAAUCACAUCCUACUGAACUGUCGAGCUGUCGACACUACAUAUACGGAAGUCUUAACUCAGAAGCACUUCAAAGAACAGCGCCCUAUUUCCAGUUAAAAAGAGUCUCGGAUUCUAUUUGAACGGAAUGAAAAUAAGCGAAGAAAUGCUGUUCUGACAGACAUGGAUUUGUGGAUAUUAACUAGCUCAUGAAAGGGAUAAUGCUGCGUGUUAAAAUCCUGCCAACAUUUGGAUAAGACAUUGUGAGAGUUUGAUCAGAGGCACUAAAGACAUACUGUGAGAGUUUGAUCAGAGGCACUAAAGACAUACUGUGAGAGUUUGAUCAGAGGCACUAAAGACAUUCUGUGAGAGUUUGAUCAGAGGCACUAAAGACAUACUGUGAGAGUUUGAUCAGAGGCACUAAAGACAUUCUGUGAGAGUUUGAUCAGAGGCACUUAAGUGGUAACUGAACCAGCUUACAUGACAAGUGACUGAUUGCACAACCGGUGCAAACAGAGAGUUUGUCUACUAUAUUAUCCAUGUAACAAGUAUUCUAGUGGAACUGUCUUGGAGGAAUUUGUGUUGGAGGAAUAUUGUCUGGCAGCAAUGGAGUCUCAAAGCAGUAUACCUCUACGACUUCCAAAGUCUCAACUCUUCAGCUACAGUGUAGGCCAUGCCUUAAACGAUUUGACAGCCUCCAUGUGGUUCAGUUAUUUGCUGAUUUACUUCCACAAAGUGAUAUCAUUUGACAAUAGCCUGGCAGGUGCUCUGAUGCUGUUGGGGCAGAUUGUGGACGCGAUCUGCACACCUUUUGUGGGCUAUGAAUCUGACAGAACAAAAGGGCUGUGGAAAAUUGGCAAGAGGAAAACAUGGCAUUUGAUAGGCAGCAUAUGCGUGUUGGGCAGUUUUACAUUUGUGUUUAACCAGUGCAUCACAUGUUCUCACGCUCCGGACUGGUCCAGAUUCAUCUAUUAUGCCCCGUUCGUGGUAAUCUUCCAGUUUGGUUGGGCCUCCGUACAGAUCUCACAUCUUUCUCUCAUACCUGAACUCACAGAGAAUGAACACGAGCGAGUAGAACUCAAUGGUUUCAGGUACGCCUGCACUGUGUUGUGUAACCUGUUAGUCUAUGGCAUCUUCUGGCUGAUAUUUAAUGUACAACAUGUAGCAGGUGACACAAACAUGCUCUCCGUGAAAGAUGCCCCAAGAUUCCAGCUGUUAGUGUUUAUAAUCCUGGGGAUAGGGCUGGUGUUUGUCAUCGUCUUCCACUUGGGGACGAAGGAGAGAGUGCGGGAAAACACAAGUAUUAACGCUGUGGGAGGCGAGUCCUUGGCUGCCACAAUAGAGCGGUCCACAGAGAAUCGAAACAAGAUGGCAUGGAAAUGCUGGCUUAAGGAACACCAGUUCUAUCAGGUGGCUGCUAUCUAUAUGUGUACUCGUCUAGUCGUCAACAUUUCACAGGUCUACCUGCCUAUGUAUCUGACAGAAUCACUCAAAGAAAAUAAGGAGUUUAUUGCAAUCAUCCCCCUGGUGGUGUACGUCAGUGGAUUCUUUACCUCAUUGUUAAUGAGAUUUGUGAACAAGAUUCUUGGAAGAAAACUGACCUUUGCCCUGGGUGCCGUGCUGAUCGUAGCUUCCUCUGUGGCACUAUAUUGUAUCCAACCCAGUGCUUCCAAGUAUGUCUAUGGGGCAGCAGUUCUCAUUGGCAUAGGGGGCUCCACCAUGUCCGUGACUGCCCUGGCCAUGACCGCUGAUCUCAUCAAAAAUAACAUUGAAAGUGGGGCAUUUGUAUAUGGCGCUAUGAGUUUUGUGGACAAGCUGACGAAUGGUGCUGCCGUAAUGCUGGUGCAGGAGUUCCACCCAUGUUUGAAACCUAUAGAUAAGAGCACAUCCAGUUGUGGCUGCUGCGCAGCAUGUGUCUGGUAUUAUCGGGAUGUUGUGACCUUUCUUCCUGGAGGGGCAGCCAUGUUGGCACUGGUGGUUCUAGCGACGUUGAUCCCCCAGCAAAUUGGGACUAGGAGGAAGAAUGUUAUGAAAAGGAUGAAGACUGUAUUUAACCAGGAAAAUGAAGUAUCAGUGCCUGGUACAGAAAAACACACUGAAGGGGAAAAUUCAGAGAGUGAUCCACUGUUGUCAACAGCAGAGAGAGGUGUGGCGUUUUAUGGAACUUAGUGCUAGUAGACAUGAAUUAGUAUGUGAUAUGUGAUAAUACUAUGGGCCAGAUGUCUCCCCUGCAUGUCUUCCUGGUACCAGCAGUCUCGCAGGGCUGUUUUGUUUUUCCAUAAGUGAUGUUGCAAUGAUGAUAUAAUGGCUUCUGUACACUUUCUGUACACAAUGAUGUCAAACUCCAAUUAUUAUGAUUCAUUGAAAACGAUAAGGGUGCUAAACUUAGGGCAGAGUUAAAUAAGUGUAGAAUAACUUAGGGCAGAGUUAAACAGGUGGGCAUCUUAUGUGAUGCAACAGGCACAACUAGACCCUGUACUCAUAAGGGGAAGUAACUCUUACCCUUUAUACAUGUACUGAUGGCUUACAUUAUUUUGGAGUUUUUCAGCUCUGUGAUAUUUGGUUGAAGUUGCUGGCAAGUUUAUCUCACACACAUUGUAUAUUAGCAGGUGAUGGAAAAAUAAAAUUUCUAAUCAUUUUCUGUAAUAAUUUCCUUUGUCAAAGCAUUGACAAAAUAGUACUCACAUCUCAUCUUAUCAUAAGUCUGCUUUUGUGGACUUUGUGACAACACCUGUGGGCAUGUUUGUGCAUUCUUAAAUUCCUUGAAGACUAUCUGUUUACCACUAAAUAUGGCAUGCAAGUCUGUACUUCACACAUGGGAAAGACUGUCACCAAUAUGGCAUGCAUGUCUGUACUUCACACAUGGGAAAGGCUGUCACCAAUAUGGCAUGCUUGUCUGCGCUUCACACAUGGGAAAGGCUGUCACCAAUAUGGCAUGCAGGUCUGUACUUCACACAUGGGAAAGACUGCCACCAAUAUGGCAUGCAGGUCUGUACUUCACACAUGGGAAAGUCUGCCACCAAUAUGGCAUGCUUGUCUGCACUUCACACAUGGGAAAGACUGCCACCAAUAUGACAUGCACGUCUGUACUUCACACAUGUGAAAGUCUGUCACCAAUAUGGCAUGCAGGUCUGUACUUCACACAUGGGAAAGUCUGUCAUCAAUAUGACAUGCACGUCUGUACUUCACACAUGUGAAAGACUGCCACCAAUAUGGCAUGCAGGUCUGUACUUCACACAUGGGAAAGGCUGUCACCAAUAUGGCAUGCAGGCCUGUACUUCACACAUGUGAAAGUCUGUCACCAAUAUGGCAUGCAGGUCUGCACUUCACACAUGGGAAAGACUGCCACCAAUAUGGCAUGCUUGUCUGCGCUUCACACAUGGGAAAGACUGCCACCAAUAUGGCAUGCAGGUCUGCACUUCACACAUGGGAAAGGCUGUCACCAAUAUGGCAUGCAGGUCUGC
Messenger RNA from Liolophura sinensis, 3469 nucleotides. RefSeq names its product major facilitator superfamily domain-containing protein 12-like. The coding region runs from base 612 to 2174 and encodes 520 amino acids. The transcript has 12 exons. Gene Ontology annotation, molecular function: symporter activity. The record is from RefSeq and is a predicted model, not a curated record. Gene Ontology annotation, cellular component: plasma membrane. Gene Ontology annotation, biological process: pigment metabolic process involved in pigmentation; carbohydrate transport; regulation of melanin biosynthetic process. NCBI's taxonomy places the organism in Eukaryota, Metazoa, Mollusca, Polyplacophora, Chitonida, Chitonidae.